Salvia splendens (bonfire salvia) is the source of this 940-nucleotide messenger RNA. RefSeq names its product guanine nucleotide-binding protein subunit gamma 3. The record is from RefSeq and is a predicted model, not a curated record. The coding region runs from base 336 to 908 and encodes 190 amino acids. Gene Ontology annotation, biological process: G protein-coupled receptor signaling pathway. The transcript is spliced from 5 exons. Lineage: Eukaryota; Viridiplantae; Streptophyta; Magnoliopsida; Lamiales; Lamiaceae.
UGCCACCUCUCUGCACACACACUCACACUCACACUCACACACACAGAGCCGCUCCAGAGCUCUUACUUUAACGCAUAAUUUUAAAAAUUUCGUAGCAAUAUUUGUUUGUAGCUGAACCAUCAUUGCUGAUUAUUGCUCAAUUGAUUGUGCAUGUAUCUACAUAGGCUGCUCCUAGCUGAGUUUCUGACCAUAGUUGUUGCGCCACAGAGCUUUUUUUGGGCCCCUCUAAUUAUACCUCUUACUCAGUCUCUGCCCCCUCCAGUCUAAUUAUUUCACUUGUCUCCGUAACUUUUCCAUUUCCCCUCUCCCUCUCUCUCUCCUCCAUGGUUUCGUAAAUGUCUGAUUCCAAGGCUAACGGUUCGGCGCCGCCGCAUUUGUACGGGAAGCGGAGGGACGGAGCCAGGGUUCAGAUGCUCGAGAGGGAGAUUGCCUUUUUAGACGAAGAAUUGAAAUCGCUUGAGAGCAUUCCACCGGCUUCAAGAUCCUGUGAAGAGGUUGCUGAAUUCGUGAUAGGAAAUGUCGACCCUCUCAUACCUACGAUUAAGAAGCCUCGUAAAUCAUGGCGUUUCUGGAAAUGGUUCUGUGGAGCGUGCUGCUUCGACUUUUUGUGGAUUUGCUGCUGCAGUAUGCCGCGGUGCUGCGACUGUACGACGUGUAAUUCCUGCGGCAACCCAUGUCGGAGCUGCGAAAUACCGGCAUGCCGGUGCUUCCCCUGCAUUAUUAGCAAAUGCUUUAAGAAGUGGAAAUGCAGCCUAAAUUGCUGCUGCCGCUGUCUACCUAAGCGCUCUUGCUGCCCAACCUGCUCUUGCACAAGGUGUACAUGUUAUCCUAAAUGUCCCAACCUAAAAAAUAUGUGUUCAUGUUGUAACAAAAGCUGCUGCUUCCCUUGCUUCUUCUACUGUAUGUAAUUUUUAAUUAAUAUAUUCUUGCCUUUUACUCA